CGAAACACAAGAAACUACAUAUCUCCACAUUACAUACAUUUGUCCACUAUUUAUUCAUUGCGUGUUGUUUUCAAUUAAUCUUUUUACAUAGUUGAGGUUUAAAGUGAGACAGAAAAAAAUUAAUCGAAAGAAAACAAAGUGUUUGGGAAAAGUAAAAUCACACAAUGAAGAAAAUCAGUUCAAAUUAAUCAAAAUGUUAACAGACGGUGAUAGAUUAGAGCCUGUAGUAGAUAUAAGCGAGUCUGACGAACAAGUAAACUUAACAUCACCUCCGUCCUCUGAUGAUGGCAAUGACUUAGAGUGCAACCUCUGUGGCAAAACAUUCAUCUCCAAGAAGACUCUAAAACGCCACUUUCAAGUGCACAACCCCAGCAAACCUUACGCCUGUGAUAUAUGUAAUAAGCGUUAUAAACGUCUAAAUGAUAUUAACGUUCACAAAAAGCUGCACAGUAGUAAAUUGAAGCUGACUUGUGAAAUCUGCGAUUUUACUACAUUUUACCAUUCGGCUAUCACUAAUCAUCGAAACAGGCAUGCAGAAAAUUACAAGUACAAUUGUGAUCUUUGUGGAAAGGGGUUCUUUGUGCGAACGUGGUUUUUAGAACACAUUAAUUUUCACACGGGAGAAAAACCGUUCAAGUGCGACCUUUGUGGGAAAUGUUUCAUGUACUCUAGAUACCUCACCGCACACAAGAAAGACAUGCAUUCCACACUGAAUGGAAUGAAACCUAUCAAUCAGUGUCCUUUUUGUGAACAGCUGUUUUCUCACAAAAAAUCCUUGCAGCAUCACAUGAAAUCCCACACAGGGGAAAAUAAAUGUCUUUGUGAUAUAUGUGGCAAAGAACUGUCUAGUCGUGAUCAUCUCAAGUUGCACCGUCGCAUCCACACAGGGGAAAAGCCCAACAUGUGCAGCGUUUGCGGAAAAGCUUUUGCAAAGAGGUGUAACUUGAUCAGUCAUGAGCGUAUUCACACCGGAGAACGUCCGUAUGUCUGCGACUUGUGCGAGAAACGGUUCAACCAACAUUCAGCUCUUGUAAUUCAUCGGAGACUACACACAGGACAAAGGCCAUACAGAUGCAACAUUUGCCAGAAGACUUUUGUCUGCCAGUCGACGCUCACUACGCACAUGAAAGGUAGUUGUGUAUCCAAACGAUCUACUUCAGCCCCAUAAUUUCAGUGGUAAACUUAUAAUAAGC
Molecule: messenger RNA, 1193 nt
Organism: Macrosteles quadrilineatus (aster leafhopper)
Lineage: Eukaryota; Metazoa; Arthropoda; Insecta; Hemiptera; Cicadellidae
Product: zinc finger protein 239-like
Exons: 2
Coding region: 194-1168 (324 amino acids)
Biological process (GO): regulation of DNA-templated transcription
Molecular function (GO): DNA-binding transcription factor activity, RNA polymerase II-specific; RNA polymerase II cis-regulatory region sequence-specific DNA binding
Source: RefSeq, a predicted model, not a curated record